Molecule: messenger RNA, 2225 nt
Organism: Myzus persicae (green peach aphid)
Lineage: Eukaryota; Metazoa; Arthropoda; Insecta; Hemiptera; Aphididae
Gene: Alas
Product: 5-aminolevulinate synthase, erythroid-specific, mitochondrial
Exons: 9
Coding region: 279-1886 (535 amino acids)
Biological process (GO): hemoglobin biosynthetic process; heme biosynthetic process; erythrocyte development
Cellular component (GO): mitochondrion
Molecular function (GO): pyridoxal phosphate binding; 5-aminolevulinate synthase activity
Source: RefSeq, a predicted model, not a curated record
ACGCUUUAUCACCGUCAGUCGUCUGUGAUCGCGACCACUGAACGCUUUCAUUACCUUAUCCCGUUCACACCGGACGGGCGGACGGACGAAUCGCUGGCGAACGUUUGACGCGAGAGAAAUUCUUCGCACUCUGACGUCAGAGGUGUUUGCCGUUUGUCCGACUCUCACUUUCAACUUCACAAGUCACAGUCCCCAGACUACUCGUCAGCCACUAGGUCCGGAUAUCCGCCAACAGUUAACAACAGCAACUGGACGUUUUCGUGUAAAAGUCCAGAGCCAUGGCUUGUCCAUUCAUGUCAAAAUUACCUACUACUUAUGUCAAGAACUAUGUUUCGGGCUUGCUUAAAACAUAUGGUCACUCAUGUCCAGUUAUGUCUAGAUUCAUAAAUGUUGGACCAUCUGCAGGUGUUAUAAAUGAACAAACUGAUAUAAAGAAAAAGUGCCCAUUCCUAGAGGACGAAAGUACUGCAAAAGCAGUUAAAGAAGUCAGCAAAGAAAUUCAAGAAGAUGUCAUUGAACCCAAAACUAAUACAGGAAAUAUCUACAACUAUGAAAAGUUUUUCCAUGAACAAAUCAUGCGCAAAAAGGCAGACCAUUCUUAUAGGAUUUUCAGAAAAGUGAAUAGGUUAGCUAUGGAUUUUCCAUAUGCAGUCGAAUAUACAGGAAAUGAAAAGCCCGUAACAGUAUGGUGUUCAAAUGAUUAUCUUGGUAUGUCUUGUCAUCCAGAAGUGAAGGGUGCAGUUCAACAAACUUUAGAUAAAUAUGGGUCAGGUGCUGGAGGAACACGUAAUAUUUCAGGUAAUUCAAUGUUUCAUGAGAAUUUGGAAAAAGAUUUAGCUGUACUUCAUGAAAAAGAAGCGGCUUUAUUGUUUACGUCAUGUUUUGUUGCAAAUGACUCUACAUUAUUCACAUUGGGUAAAAUGAUACCAGGCCUACAUAUAUUUUCGGAUUCUGGUAAUCAUGCCUCAAUGAUACAAGGUAUUCGUAAUUGUGGAGCUCCCAAACAUAUAUUUCGUCACAAUGACCCAAAACAUUUAGAAGAACUAUUAAUGUCUGUUGAUAAGUCUGUACCUAAGAUAGUUGCAUUUGAAACAGUUCACUCUAUGACCGGUGCGAUAUGUCCACUUGAAGAGCUCUGCGAGAUAUCUCAUAAGUAUGGAGCUCUGACUUUUGUAGACGAAGUUCAUGCUGUAGGUUUGUAUGGAGAACAUGGUGCGGGUGUUGGUGAACUACGUGGCCUAAUGGAUCAAAUGGAUAUUAUAUCUGGCACAUUGGGUAAAGCUUAUGGCAAUGUGGGAGGGUAUGUUGCAGCUUCAAGCAAUUUAAUUGAUAUGAUUCGUAGUUAUGCUGCUGGUUUUAUUUUCACCACAUCAUUACCACCCAUGGUUUUAGCCGGUGCUCGGGCAGCUGUCGGUGUGUUAUCUUCAGCAGAAGGAAGAUCACUCAGAAAAAAACAUCAGGAAAAUGUUGAAUACCUCCGUCAAAAAUUGUAUGCUGCUGGGUUACCCGUUGAGUCAACACCAUCUCACAUCAUACCCAUUAAGAUUGGAAAUCCAAAUUUAUGUUCAAAAAUAUCUGACCUACUACUUCAAGAAAAAGGACAUUAUGUACAAGCUAUCAACUAUCCCACUGUACCAAUUGGUCAAGAAAAAUUAAGAUUAGCACCUACACCACACCACACUCCAGAAAUGGUCGAUACUCUUAUUGAAGACAUGCUUGAUGUCUGGGUAAAACUCGGCAUUCCUCUCAAUGCGACUCGUUGCAGCAUGUGCAAGAAAAAACCUCUGUGUGCCCGAAUUAGCAACCAUAUUCAAAACAACUGUAGAAUUACAAUUGAGUCAUGCCUGGCUCCCAAUUGUUACCAGUUGGUUAAUGCCUCAGCCUAAGAUCAGUAUUCUUGGUCAUAUUUUAAAUUACUAAAUCUUAAAUCUUUGGUAACGGGUAAACAUUCUUACUUCUCUCAAUAUUUGUUGCUAUUUACACACGAGGUCAGGGGAUUGUCCACUUAACUAACAAUAGUUUUGAAACUUCAAUAAUUUAUUACUUGUUGAAAUAUUUCUAAUAGUUCAGUAUAAAAGAUACCAUUCAUUGUUCUUGUAAUUCAUUAAUGUGCUAAAUUAUGAUACUUAACCCUUUACACUCCACACUUUUUUUUGUGACUGAUUACAUAGAUUUUUUACUUCUAUGAUUUGUUAUUGUUACAAUAGUUAUGUUAUUAUUAUUUA